AUGCUAAAUAUGUUCGCGCCUGACAGUGUUGCAGCCGCUCACCACCGGGCUUUACUCAUCGAGCAGCAACAACACGGACGUCCAACUCCGCCAACCGGUUUUCAACCUCGCACUUACCUGCCAGUGUCCUCACUGGCUGCUCCAACGCGUUCAACGGCGUCGGGUGGGCCGUCGUUCGGCCGUAACAGCGCACCAGGGACGUCCGGGUUGCCGGCCGCGGGUGGGUCGUCACAUGCGGAUGUCGGGUUUGGUCAGUCACAGGCAAAUGACGGGUCGCGAUUGGGUGGUGGGCCGCGUUGCUUUUCUUGCAGCGAGACGGGCCAUCGGCAGUCGGCCUCUCCACAACGGAGUGGGUCACGUGCCUUGGUGACGGAUUUUGAUUUCGAGGGUUUCGAUGGAGUUGUGCAUGAGGGCCCGCUAGUUUUUUACGAAGAGCCCGAGCUAUUUGAGGAGCAUUUGAUAGGGGAUUGGGCGAAGGUGUGUCGUUUCAUUAUCGACACCGGUUCUUGUGAAAAUGUGGUUGCUCAGGAUGUCGUCGAUCGUCUAAAGUUAUCAAUCGAACCGCAUCCUCACCCGUACACUUUGGCAAGGAUCCAGCGUGGCAGCUCCAUUACUGUGGAUCGACGGGUAUUGGUGCAUUUCUCGAUUGGCCCUAAAUUUCGGGACACGGCAUGGUGUGACGUUGUCCCUAUAGAUGCGUGUCAUCUCUUGUUGGGUCGUCCUUGGCAGUUUGACCGUUACAGCUUUUUAUUUGAGGGCAUUCGACUGGUACUUCAUCCUUCACCCCCUCGCCCUUUAUCUAUUGACAAUUCUUUGUCGGUUCUUUUUCUCUCUAGUGCAACUUUUGUGGGCGAAAUGCAGACGGCCCCGUUUGUCCUUUUACUACUGGGGACUGACAUUGGGUCUGAUGGUUCACCACCUCCCAUUAUUCAGCCUUUACUUGAUGAGUUUUCUGAUGUCUUCCUGGAGGAGCUCCCUUCGGGCCUUCCACCACUUCGGGACAUACAACAUCAGAUCGAUUUAGUGCCGGGUGCUUCUCUGCCAAACCGUCCACAUUGUCGUAUGAGCUCGGCAGAACAUGAGGAGUUGCGUCGUCAGGUGGAGGAACUCUUGCAACGUGGUGUUGUUCGUCGUAGCUUGAGCCCGUGUGCUGUUCCAGCCUUGCUCAUUCCGAAGAAGGACAACUCGUGGCGUAUGUGUGUUGAUAGUCGUGCCAUUGACAAAACCACGGUUCGUUAUCGGUUCCACAUUCCCCGCCUUGACGAUCUGUUGAACCAGCUACAUGGUGUUGUGGUCUUUACCAAAUUUUACGAGCUGAGUGCUUUUAUGCGGCGCCCCAGAAGUGUUCUUUUGUCGUCGAUUUGGUUUUUUUCUUGGGCUUCGUUGUUUCGUCUGGCAGCAUUCGCGUUGAUGAGGGCAAGGUGGCGGCUAUUCGCGAGCUGUCUUCACGGCAAGACAUUCGUAAGGACUCCUCAGGCGGUAGAAGCGUUUGCCCUUAUCAAGGGCAAGCUUACGACCGCUCCGGUUUUGGCUCUUCCCGAUUUUUCUAUCCCGUUCGAGCUUUUGUGUGAUGCUUCUAAGGUUGGCAUUGGUGCAGUUCUUAGUCAGAAUGGACGGCCCGUCGCCUUCUUCAGCGAGAAGUUAUCUGGUCCUCGCUUGAGGUACAGCACUUAUGAUGUUGAGUUCUAUGUUGUUUAUCGUGCUGUUCGAUAUUGGCGUCACUAUCUCUUUCAGCGUGAGUUCAUCCUUUUUACCGACCACAAGGCUUUGCACCAUCUUUCUUCUCAGGACAACAUUUUUGCCCACCAUGCGACGUGGACCUCUUAUUUGCAGCAAUUUACCUUCGUGCUGAAGCAUCGCUCGGGUGCUUCUGACCGCGUGGCGGAUGCUUUGAGCCGUCGUUCUUUGUUUCUCACUGACAUACGAGUGUCGGUUGUAGGCUUUGACUUAACGAGAUCUGUAUGCUUCUGA
This is a messenger RNA of Striga asiatica, 1971 nucleotides long. NCBI's taxonomy places the organism in Eukaryota, Viridiplantae, Streptophyta, Magnoliopsida, Lamiales, Orobanchaceae. The record is from the annotation of a GenBank genome assembly.